Molecule: messenger RNA, 3069 nt
Organism: Sclerotinia trifoliorum
Lineage: Eukaryota; Fungi; Ascomycota; Leotiomycetes; Helotiales; Sclerotiniaceae
Source: the annotation of a GenBank genome assembly
GUUCGAACGGGGAACGGGAUGCUAAAUUUAAGCUUCCCCACUCAAUAUAUAGCCAAGACUCAGCGGUAGGACCGUAGGUACGGUAUUCGAGUAACCUUUCCAACAAUAUACCAGCAUCGAACUAGAAAUAUGGAUCUUGUUGGUCGAACAUUCACAGCGGAAAGGUCGCGCGGGACGUACCCCGCAUAUUUGGACCGAGGACUUGUAAGGAAGAGCUUGCUGUACUUUGGUACUUUUGUGGAACGGCAUUACACAAUGCUACAUAUAGCCACAUGUGUACAAUGAAUGAGCUAAAAGCUCAGGCCUUUACUUGUACUUGAGGGUAAGUGAUUUUUCUCUAUUUGAAUAUAUGGUUUAUGAUCUGUGAUAUGUAGAUAUGGCUGCUAGAUUCAGUAUUGCGGGAACGGGAGCUAAAGCUGGAAUGCGGGGAUGGAGAUGUGGAGAUAAUUUGAGGAUUAGGUGGAGGGGUGAGAUGGCGAGAAGUCUGGGAAGCGGAGGGGGGAUUGGAAUUGGAAUUGGGGGAAGAAUUGGAGGAAGAAUUGGAGGAAGAAUUGGAGUUGGAAUGAAAAUUGGAGUUGGGCUCGGAGCUGUAUUGCACAUUCAAAGAAGAGGUCUUCUGACGGAAAGUUAUAGUGUUGGGCCUACGGAGGUAAUUGAAAUACCUUUCUUUUCUUUUCCCUCCCUUAUUCUCAAUAUCCUGCCACCUACAUCCACCUUUUGUGUGGCUUGCACACACAAUCAAUCACCAAGCUAGCCACCGCUAACCACCGACUCUCCCCCAGCCGCCACUCCUUCACCAUACUAUCCCUCAGCAUUUUCGCAGUAUCGUCGACUCGCACGGCUCCAACGUUGCGCUCAUAUCUCGAUCCCAAAAUACAAAACUUACAUAUAGAGAACUGGAUGAGAAGAGUAAUGUGAUAGCACAUGGCUUGAGAACUCUGGGGGUUAAAAAGGGAGAUAGAGUGGCUGUUAGUCUGGGGAACGGAUGGGAGUUUGGGGCAAUCACUUAUGCGGUUUGGAAAUUAGGAGCGGUGUUGGUGAGUAGACUUUGAUAAGAGAUACCUUUUUUUGGAAGGAAGAUGGCUUUGAGAGAUGGGUAUGCUAAUUAUUGUUUGGGUAGGUACCUUUGAAUCCAGCGUUCAACACGAAACAAGUCGUCUCGGCAUUAAAUCAUUUGAAGGCUUCACACCUGAUCAUUGGCCAUGAGACACCUUUACCAUUUAAAGCCCCCAGGGAUAACACACCUUUGCUGAAAGAUAUCAUUGGAGACCUCGAGCAACCCUCACAUGUUUUAAAAAGUGAAGCUGUACCAAGUUUACAGGGCGUUGUGCUAGUGAACAAACCAACUGAUAAUUUUGCAAGUUUCCCGGCUACUACAGAUUUCGGAGCUAUCAUGUCGAUGUUUGAAUCGGAGAAAGAAAAGGAAGUUAUUCCCGAUGAAAAUUUACAUAAAGAUGAUGUGAUUAAUAUCCAAUUCACAUCAGGCACAACUUCAACUCCUAAAGCAGCUUGUUUGACCCAUCAGUCAAUACUCAACAAUGGUUAUUUUAUUGGCACUCGUAUGGCUCUUACAGAAUCCGAUAUAGUCUGUUGUCCGCCUCCCUUAUUUCAUUGUUUUGGUUCUGUACUCGGAUAUAUGGCGACGGCAACUCUUGGCAGUACAAUCUUAUUUCCCUCCCCCGCCUUCGACCCUUCGGCUACUCUUCAAAGUAUUCAAGAAAACAAAGCCACAGCCCUUUAUGGAGUCGCGACCAUGUUUCUAGCCGAACUCGAGCUUCUCUCCAAUGGUACCAUUCCUCACACAGGUUUCGAACAUCUACGCACAGGUAUUGCAUCCGGUUCCUCUGUUCCUAAAACAUUGAUGGAAAAACUUCAUAAACAGUUAAAUCUUACCGGUUUGACAAUUUGUUAUGGAAUGACGGAAACGAGCCCUGUCUCUUGUAUGACUACUCCCAUUGAUCCAAUGGAAAAGCGACUAGAUAGCGUGGGAAGGGUGUUACCUCAUGUAUCUGUUAAAAUCAUUUCGCCUUCUGAUCCUAAUAAGAUUCUGGAAAUAGGUAAAAGAGGUGAAUUAGCCGUUUCGGGAUAUUUGGUCAUGAAAGAAUAUUAUGCAGAUCCAAAACGUACUAAAGAAGUAUUGAUCCCAGACAGUAAUGGGAGGAUUUGGAUGAAGACAGGUGAUGAAGCGAGUAUGGAUGAAGAAGGAUAUGUGAAGAUUACAGGGAGAAUUAAAGAUUUGAUUAUCCGCGGAGGAGAAAAUAUACAUCCGUUAGAGAUUGAAGAUUGUAUUUUUGGUAUGGAAGAUGUGAGGGAGGUUAGUGUUGUAGGUGUUCCGGAUGACAAAUAUGGAGAAGUGGUUUGUGCAUGGAUUGUGACUAGGAAGGGUGUGAGUCGAGGACCAGAUGAUGCGGGAGUGGGUAAUGAUCUCAUGAGUUGGGGAGAAUAUGAGAAAUGUAUAGCCAAGGGAAAUAACGUCAGCAAGGAUUCUGAGAGUUCCACGAUGGAAGCAGCUGUCGAGGAUGAGACGAAACUGGACAGCAAGAUUAAACCAAUUCUCACUAAAGAGGCAAUUCAGCAUCAUGUGAGGGCGCGUCUUAGUGGACAUUUGGUCCCGAAAUAUGUUUUUUGGGUAGAUGAGUAUCCGAAGACUGCUAGUGGGAAGAUUCAGAAGUUUAAGUUGAGUGAGAGGGCGGAGUGGAUUGUUAAUGGUGAGAGGAAUUAGGUGGGUGGGGGUAGAUGAGGAGGGUGGGUUUGAAGAGGGUGUUUAUGAGGUGAAUUGAGGAGGUGGGGAGGAAUGAGGUUGUUGAGGGAAUUAUUUUGGUUUUGUAGGGGUGGAAAGAGAUAGGAAGAAGUAGAAGGAAGAUUAUGAUUUGAGGAAGGAUUCGAAAUGGGGGAAAGAAGGCAGAGGAGAUGAAAGAUGGAAGGAAUUGAGAUGUGCUGAAACAUACAGACACAUAUAGAGAGAGAGGAAGGGAGAGAGAGAAUGAUACGAUAAUUGAUCAACAGAGCGCUCAGAUAGAUUAAAUCUAUGAAAUGAAAAGAAAACGACGAAAUUACAAUUUCACAUUA